Molecule: messenger RNA, 477 nt
Organism: Vicia faba (fava bean)
Lineage: Eukaryota; Viridiplantae; Streptophyta; Magnoliopsida; Fabales; Fabaceae
Source: the annotation of a GenBank genome assembly
AUGUCAGAUGCUAAUAAUAUUGAUGAGGAUGUGAACAAUCAAGUUCACUGUGAUAAUAAUAGUAAUAAUAAUAAUAAUAAUAAUUCUGAGGAUGAUCUCAAAGCUUCUGAGAAAGAUGCAAAUAAUGAAAACUCAAUGCCCACUUCUCAACAAGAGGAAGACGCUGUAAAGAAAAAGUAUGGAGGGAGAUUGCCAAAGAAGCCUCCACUAAUAUCCAAGGAUCAUGAACGUGCUUAUUUUGAUUCUGCUGAUUGGGCUUUGGGGAAGCAAGGAGCACAAAAGCCUAAAGGACCACUUGAAGCACUCCGUCCAAAACUGCAGCCAACUCAUCAGCAGGCUCGAUCAAGGCGCUCAGCUUAUGCUCCAGGAGAUGGUUCUGAAGUUGACGUUGAGGAUCCAAGUUCUACUGACGAUGUUGCUACUGGUGAUGUUGCCGGUGAUAAGAGUGAUGCUGCUCAAGAUCAAAGUUGCCAUUAG